AUGGGUGGCGGCGAUCUCAACUUGAAGAAGUCCUUCCAUCCCGCGCUCCGGCGCAAUCAACAGGCCGUUUGGGAUGAGGAACAAAAGGCCCUCGCCGAGCGCAAACGCACACAACAACGCCUCGAAGAAAUCAAGGAGGAACGCGCAAAGGAGGAAGUGCAACGGCAGCUCGAGGCCGCGGGCGGCAAGAAGAAAGUCGAUCGGGUAGAAUGGAUGUACCAAGGCCCCAACGACGGGCAGACCGGUACUACAGAAGAAACCGAAGCAUACCUCCUCGGAAAGCGACGUAUCGACAACCUUAUCAAAGGCACCGAACAUAAAAAGCUAGAGAAAGAUGCAGGCACCGAAAGCUUUAUGGCGAUGCAAAAUGCCAAUACCGCGCGCGACACAGCUUCCAAGAUCCGCGAAGACCCCUUGCUCGCUAUGAAACGGCAGGAACAAGCUGCUUUUGAAAGCAUGAUGAACGACCCGGCUAGACGCCGCCAGCUACUUGCAUCGAGAGGUAUAGAAGAGGAAAAGAAGGACAAGUCACGACGAAAGGAAGACCGACACAGGAGGAGGCAUCGUCAUCGCAGCCGAAGCGCCGAUGGAGAGGAUAGGCAUCACAGAAGGAGACGGUCUUACUCGCGAUCGCAAAGUCCGCGUCGACGUGACGGCUCAAGAGAGGAUCGGCACAGGCGACGCAGGGAUGAUAGCAGGGACAGACAUUCACGACGAAGACGCGACGAUUCAGAUGAUGGGGAUAGACGCGACAGGGAUGGUCGUGGUAGCGGAGACAGACAUCGACACGAUAGCGAUAGUCGCGAUAGACGACAUCGCGAUGACCGCCGUGAUGAGCGCCCACGAGACAACCGUCGCGAUGAACCACGGGACAACCGCCAAUACCAAAGAAGAAGCUACAGCGACCGACGCCCACAAGAGGAUGACAAAGCCAAGGAAGAAGAGCGCCAGCGCAAACUAGCAGCGAUGCAGUCCGCAGCAACCGAGUUAGAUGUCGAUCGUCAAGAACGCCUCGCUACGCUCGAAGCACGAGAGAAAGCAGCCAGAGAAGCAGACGAUAAAGCUAGAGAGCGCGGCGGUGAUCGUGGAUUCGUGAAUAAAUUACAUCAGCAAGCUGGAAAUAAGGGACUGGCGGAGCGCAUGGGUGGCGGAGCACGCCGUGGAUAUCAAAAGGACGAUGAUUAG
Molecule: messenger RNA, 1185 nt
Organism: Fusarium venenatum
Lineage: Eukaryota; Fungi; Ascomycota; Sordariomycetes; Hypocreales; Nectriaceae
Product: Pre-mRNA-splicing factor CWC25
Biological process (GO): mRNA splicing, via spliceosome
Cellular component (GO): U2-type spliceosomal complex
Source: RefSeq, a predicted model, not a curated record